Ilex paraguariensis (yerba mate) is the source of this 1080-nucleotide messenger RNA. NCBI's taxonomy places the organism in Eukaryota, Viridiplantae, Streptophyta, Magnoliopsida, Aquifoliales, Aquifoliaceae. The record is from the annotation of a GenBank genome assembly.
AUGAUGCUGAGCAGAACUUCAAUCAAAAGUGUGACUCGCGGGUUUUCCAUCAUCAUCUGCAACAAUCCCAUUCUCAACAUCAUCGAAAGGGAUCCUUAUUUUUUGCCUGAAGCCACUUCUUUUGCUCAUUUUCUUCAUUGUAUCACAUUUGGAAACCAGAGGGGCAACAAGUCAGAGGGACCUCUUACACAAGUGUCAAGGAAAUCCUCUACAGGGAAUGCCUUAUUGUUUCAAAGAUCGGCCAUUUUCAAUCCACUUCAUGUUUUUCUGAAAUGUUUGUAUGCUAGACAUGUGAGCACUGCGUCGAUUGAGCUCAAGACAGAUAACGAUAUUGUCAGGUUUAGUAUCGGUAAACAGAUGGAUAGUAACGAGUCUCCAAGAAAAGGUAAGAGGACAGCCAAAAGGUUCAAAAUGUCUAAAAAAGCCAAACGGAAUGAACUCAGGUUAUAUCGCUUGAAGGCAAAGAAAAAAAUUAGAUCUGGCAAUCCAGAAGUCAGGAUAAGAUACAAACUUGAAAAGGCGAAACGAAAGGAAGAAUGGUUGAUUGAGAAACUGAGGAAAUUUGAGGUACCCAAAGCCCCAGCUGAAGCAUAUGAUCCUGAAAUUCUUACUGAAGAAGAGAUGUUUUACCUAAAGCGAACGGGUGAGAAAAAGAAAAAUUAUGUUCCACUCGGGAGACGAGGAGUAUUUGGAGGAGUUGUUCUAAACAUGCAUCUCCACUGGAAGAAGCAUGAAACUGUUAAGGUUAUUUGCAAGCCUUGCAAGCCUGGACAGGUUCAUGAAUACGCUGAAGAACUUGCUCGGUUGAGCAAAGGCAUCGUUAUUGAUAUAAAACCUAACAAUACUAUAAUAUUCUAUCGAGGAAAGAAUUAUGUUCAGCCCGAAGUUAUGUCACCUCCAGAUACUUUAUCCAAAGCAAAGGCCUUGGAAAAAUAUAGGUAUGAGCAGUCCCUUGAGCAUACAAGUCAGUUUAUUGAGAAAUUGGAGAAAGUGCUGGAAGAUUAUCACGAACACCUUGCUCGGUACAGGAAGGAGAAGGAGAAGGAGAAUGCAGCACAGGAUUCACUUGUUGAUAAUUGA